GGGACUCUUAUUUUGAAAAGCAGUGGCCGGAAGUGAUGCUGAGGACGAUCGGGAGCGAGCUGGAUGUUGAUGCGCAGCUUGGGAAGCGUCAGAUCAGAAAAACAUCCCAAAAUAAGAGAAGAACACAACAAAAGAGAGCGCUGUGACCAUGCCUCCCCGUGCUGCUCUCUCAUUGGUCGGCCUGCUCCUGCUGACUCUGGCCUCCUCCGAGCCCGCCGACCCCUCCCUGGACGAUCUGACCAAUAGGAACGCAGACCUGGGCGCCAGGCUGUACCGAGCCGUCUGCAGCCGGACCGACGACAACGUCUUCCUGUCGACGUUCACGCUGUCUGGCGCGCUGCUGGCGCUGCUCAGCGCUGCCAGGGGGGCGACCCGGGACCAGCUGCUGCAGGGACUCAGUCUCACCGGACUGGACCCGGAGACGCUGCCAGAUCUGUUCCAGACUCUGAGCGCCGGCGUGCAGCAGGGCAGCGCCGCCAUGACCCUGAAGCAAGGCGUGGCCAUGUUUCCUGCACAAAGCGUCCAGGUGUCUCUGUCCUACCUGGACCUGCUGAAGAUGAAGUUCGGCGGCAGCAUUAAGAACCUGGCGUACGCGGCGCCGCCGGAGGCCGCAGACACCAUCAACCUGUGGUCGCAGGAGGUGACCGGAGAUCAGGUCCAGGAACUGGUGCCCGACCCAGAGCCCCAGACCCAGCUGCUGCUCGCCACCGCUGCCGCAUACAACGUGCGGUUCAGUCCGUCCUUUAACGCGUCCCUGACUCUGGACGAGCGUUUCUACGUGGGAAAGUAUCACGUCGUCAUGGUUCCCAUGAUGUUCCGGGCCGAUAAGUACUUCCUGGCGUAUGACCGCUCACUGAAGGCCGGCGUGCUGAAGCUGCCGAUGGCAGGCGGAGCGGCCAUGUUGGUGGUCCUGCCAGACGAGGACGUGGACGUCAUCGCGGUGGAAGAGGAAGUGACCGGAGAAAAGAUCCAGGCCUGGAUCAGGCAGCUGAAGAAGACGAAGCUGGAGGUGCAGCUUCCUCGCUUCCUGUUGGAGCGUUCCUACUCUCUGCGGGACGUCCUGCAGACUCUGGACAUCACUCAGGUGUUUCAGGACGACGCUGACCUCAGCAACAUGGCCGGAGCCGGAGGACUCAAACUUAAUCAGGUUCACCACAAGUCUCAGGUGUCGGUGGCGGAGAACGAUGACAUCACAGCGGGCGGCGACGCCGGCGUUUUCUCCACUCUCCCCCCCCGCCUGACGGUCAACAGACCCUUCCUCUUCAUCAUCUACGAGGUGGCGAGCCGCGUCGUGCUGGCCAUGGGCCGCGUCAUCGACCCCUCUAGCAAAUAACACGGAGGGUUCCCAACCCGAGGCUCCAGACCCCCGAUGGGCCGGGAGAUAAACCCAACGGGUCCAGUUUCAGAUAUCUCAUUGCAGACUAAUCGCAUGGUUGUCCGUAGUUAACUCGCGGUUAUUGCCGUUUUUUAUCUGUCCCGAUUAAGUUUCUUUAGUUCUGCAUCGGUCCAGCGUUAAAGGGCCCAUAUUCUGCUCAUUACAGGGCCCAUAUUCUGCUCAUUACAGGGCCCAUAUUCUGCUCAAUUUCAUCAGAUUCAUAAUUGUAUUUUGAGGUUGUACCAGAAUAGGUUUCUAAGGUUUCAUUUUCAAAAAACACCAUGUUUUUGUGUUUUCACCCUGUGUGUUUAGGUCACUGAUGU
This is a messenger RNA of Etheostoma spectabile (orangethroat darter), 1698 nucleotides long. Its product is annotated as protein Z-dependent protease inhibitor. The record is from RefSeq and is a predicted model, not a curated record. The transcript has 6 exons. NCBI's taxonomy places the organism in Eukaryota, Metazoa, Chordata, Actinopteri, Perciformes, Percidae. Gene Ontology annotation, molecular function: serine-type endopeptidase inhibitor activity. Gene Ontology annotation, biological process: blood coagulation. Bases 149 to 1333 code for a protein of 394 amino acids.